UGCCUCAACGACCCUCAGAUCUCUGUUUACUUGAAUCCAGCUCAAUUCAAUGUCUCUGCUAAGAAGCUUGCGCUUGUCUCAACACUUGAGACAGGGAAGUGCCUUUGCUCAUAUGCCAAAAAGGCCAUACAGUGCCUCCAACCCAUCCCCUGAUAAGCCUGUUAAGGCGACAGCUGACGCUGUUAAGGAUGAAACAACCUCUGAGAAGGCAAGCGACGAAAAGAAGGAUGAUGAAAAGAAGGAUGAAAAGAAGGACGAGAAAGAAGUGUCCAAGUUUGUAAUGCCAAAUUAUGUCGACGGUAGUUUCCACUGGUCCUACGAAAGAGCAGCUUCAGUAGCAUUGAUACCAUUGAUCAGUACCCAAGUCAUUUACGGAGCACAUCCAGUUCUGGAUGGCGUACUUGGGCUGGUUCUCCCUCUUCACCUUCACAUCGGCUUCGACGCAUGUAUCACAGAUUAUUUCCCUGCAAGAAAUUAUCCUCGAGCAAACAAAUACUUGGGAUGGGGAUUGAAAGCCACAUCAGCGGCUGUCAUCUGGGGCUGCUUUGAAUUCAAUACAAACGACGUUGGUAUAACUGAGCUGGUUCAAAGGACAUUGACCGCUUAGAGUUUUAGAGAGGAAAAAAUGGCCACUAUAAUAGAUCACACCGCACAUUGUACAUUAUUUUUUUUAUGAGCUUUCUUUUCAAACGAUCACUUGACGGAUCAACAUAAAUAAGAAAUCCACCUAAUCACCUUUAUUCAUGUCUCGACCGUCAGAUG
Umbelopsis ramanniana AG is the source of this 762-nucleotide messenger RNA. RefSeq lists its product as uncharacterized. The record is from RefSeq and is a predicted model, not a curated record. Bases 50 to 607 code for a protein of 185 amino acids. The transcript is spliced from 3 exons. NCBI's taxonomy places the organism in Eukaryota, Fungi, Mucoromycota, Umbelopsidomycetes, Umbelopsidales, Umbelopsidaceae. Gene Ontology annotation, biological process: mitochondrial electron transport, succinate to ubiquinone; tricarboxylic acid cycle. Gene Ontology annotation, cellular component: mitochondrial envelope; membrane. Gene Ontology annotation, molecular function: ubiquinone binding; heme binding.